This is a messenger RNA of Pseudoliparis swirei, 6909 nucleotides long. RefSeq names its product sorbin and SH3 domain-containing protein 1. The transcript has 27 exons. Gene Ontology annotation, cellular component: cytoplasm; cell-substrate junction; nucleus. Lineage: Eukaryota; Metazoa; Chordata; Actinopteri; Perciformes; Liparidae. Bases 763 to 4782 code for a protein of 1339 amino acids. Gene Ontology annotation, biological process: cell-substrate adhesion. The record is from RefSeq and is a predicted model, not a curated record. Gene Ontology annotation, molecular function: protein binding.
UGAGUCAAGAGAAGCAUCAACAUUGAUAGAUUCUCAUCCGGCUCUGGUCUGAUGUAACAACGUCUGCAUCGUGAAACCAGGUCUGGAGCUCCUCGGUUUCACUGGAGUCCUCCUGAGCGACAUCACCGUCGUUCAGACGCUCUCCACGUUGAGCCCACUUCAGCCCCGAGCUCUCCAGAAGCGAGCGAGCUGUUUGUCUUGGCCGGUCCCACAGCGCUCGCUCCGGCUCCGAGGCAUCUCUUCCUUUAAAGGCCGGGGGGGGCGUGUGUUUACACAGCCAGCCAUCUUCCCAUGAUGCCAUCAUAUGUGAGAGGAUUGUCUUUGUGCUGGUGACCCACCGCCCGGUUCAUCUGAGGACACGCUCCUCACAGGAAUGUUCUGACGGCCCCCUGAGAUGCUGCGCCUUCAUUUCAUGACCCGGAGAGAAGGGAGGCAGAAACACCGUCCUGCUGCUCGGGGACAGCCUGGGAGAGCUUUCAUCAGGCCUCCGCUCUGUGACCCCAGGGGGUCGUUUGGGACCGUUCCCAUCGAGGCCUAUUCCUGGAACACGAGUCCUCCGCCUGUCCUGCAGGUCGCUCAGCCCCAGGCUCAGGGGGACGACUUCAAGCACCUCCGGUUGGACCCCGUCCAAGGGAUUCUAGACGGGUUUUGCAAUUCCUUCUUUUUCCAUAGCCGGACUCUCCACCAGGGGGCAGCGUGAGGCCGAGCACGACUCGCGGUCCUCGAGCGCUCUGCUCCGUCAGCAUCACGCCUCUGACGACCAUGAAAGGCUCCCCGGACCUGAUUCCUGACGCAGAGUUGGACCCCAGCCGAGUGUGCAAGGGCAAAGGAGCGGUGACCCUGAGGGCCACCCGGGUCCACAUCGACGACGAGGGCCGCAUCAGCACGGAGCCGAGUGGCUGGACAGGCCAGAUUAAUGGAGAGGGAGUGGCUGAGGGGGGCAGCAGCAGCACAGCUGAUUUACCUCCUGUAAACAACACCCGGUGCCAGUUACUUGUUCAGGCCAACUCUCCAGAGAGCCUCAAGGAGAAUCGGGCCCCAUGCACCCCCCCCUCCGGCACCGUUGACCCCGCCGCCGCCCCGCUGCAGCACAACAGAGACUCGACCCCAGAGAGAGACAGAAGCCCGGAUCCCGGGAGAGACGGUGUCAGCCCGGUGCCCGACAUGCGUCUGUCUCUGCCCUCGCCCGCCCUCGGGCCUCUGGACAGGCCCGCCGUCCCCGUACGGAACACUGAAAAGUCCAAAGACUGGUACAAGACGAUGUUCAAACAGAUCCACAAGAUCCCCGAGCCCAUUGAAGAAAACCCUUACCGCCCCACCUACAUUUUCCCCGACAACUAUGACAUUCAGACCAAGUCCAAAGAUGAUGGUCCCACUCCUUACCGUUACUUGGAAGAUGCGAAAGCGGUGCCGCGCUCAAAAAGCGACAUGGAGGUGGAUUCAAGAGGCCGGUCGAUGCCGGUGCCGACGCGCUCCUCCUCCCUCAGACCCGCCGCCAAAAGGAACGAGUGGGAGCCCCCGGAUAAGAAGGUGGACACCAGGAAGUAUCGCGCCGAGCCCAGGAGCAUCUUUGAGUACGAGCCGGGGAAGUCGUCGGUGCUGAAGCUGGAGAGAACGACUCAGGAUGUAAAUCCAGAAGAUGUAGAUUUAGAGAAUGAGCCUUGGUAUAAAUUCUUUUCAGAGAUGGAGUUUGACGACGCGAGCGCCCCCGCGUUCAGCCCCCUGGAAGCUGCCUCCGACCUGCAGCAGUACUCCUGCAGCAAGUCUGGCCACAGCGAGGUGGAGCAGGACGGGGGAUCGUCCACGGCCGAGCCCGGAGCGCCGGAAUGCGACCGCCAUGUUUACAAGAGCGUCCUGGAGGGCGGCGACAUCCCCUUGCAAGGUCUACGGGCCCUGAACAAGCGCCAAGCCACCUCCUCCUCGGCGAAAGUGGAUUAUAAAGGUGGGAAUGGCUGUAUAGUUUCACCCUGCUCCUCUGUAAACGGUCCAUCGACUCUUGCCGGUAGUGCGAUAGGCCUCCAGUGUCAGAGUAUGAAGCCUCCCUCUGCUGCCAAAGCCCGCAUCCCCCAAAUCCUGCCCUCUAAAUUCAAGCCCAAGCCGCUGCCGCCCAGCGGCGACGGCGAGGAGCGCGGCCGGACUCGAGCCGCCGGGCCCCCGAAGGCUCACAGCUGCGAGGAUCUGUACGCGGGCCCGCCGCGCGGGGAGGGCGGGCGCCGCUCGGCCUCGGAGUCCGGCUCCGAGUGCGGGGACGGCCUCAGGAACGUCUCCCCCGCCAUCAGGAGGAGCGCGGCCGACUUCUCCGGCCUGUACAGGACCAUGCAUCGCAUCCAGCGGCCCGGCCCGGCCGGGCGCGGCGUCCGCGGCAUGGCGUCUCGCUUUGAGAAGACGAAGGCCGGCGAGGGCGAGAGGUCAGAGGCGGACGACGGGGCCGGCGUUCCGCGGGCGGCGGUGUCGUCGCGGGUCAACGAGUUUGAGGUGAUCAUCCGGCGGUCCGCCUCGGCGCCCUGCCGCUCCUCCUCCCUGCCCACCCUGUACUCCGGCUCCGCCCACAGCCCCGCCCACAGCCCCGCCCACCUCUACAGGGCCUCUGCCGUGUCGGCCGAGUCACUUUUGGUAGCUGGCAGCACCCGGAGAGAAGCCUGCUCCCCGGUGGACGGCAGGAGCUGUGGGGAGGAGGAGGAGUCACCAGAGGUCAGACACAAGGUCAGGACUGACUCCCCCCCCAACACUGAGGCCGAGAUCGAGCGGAUCUUCAGUCACGGUUCCCCAGAACUGAACCACCAGCACGUGGGUGGAUCCCAAAGUCCUCCUGCCCUGCUUACAGGAUCGCCUCUGCACCACCACCCCCAACACCACCACCUGGACCAUCAACUCCUCCUCCAACCCAGCAAGUGCAAAGGCUCGUGCCCCGCCUCUUACACCCGCUUCACCACCAUCCGGCGGCACGAGCGGCAGCAGGCCUCCACCCGACAGGAGAGGCUGCCGCCGCCGGAGAGGAAGGCCACGCUGCCCGGGAACCUCUUCCUCAUGGGCCCGGCUCCCUUCAGGCUACGGAAGAACCUGCAGAGCCAGCCGAGUCGGAGGAGCGCGCUGGCCACGAAGGUGACGCCCGGCGCCGUGUCUCCUGAGCCCAGGCCUCUGAUCCCGCGCCGCCUGUCCUCCCUGGAGGUCCUGGAGAGGCUGAGUAACGCAGACGAAGGCCACAUUGACCCCCUGAGUAACGGGCGGGGCUCGGACGCCAACGGGAACCUCCUGCAGCCGCCGCACCGCAGAGACUCGUCCCCAGUGCUCGGCGAGAGCCCGGAUGAAGUGCUGCGGCGGCGCCACGGGAACAAAGAGAAAAUCUUGGAGGAGCAGCGGCGGCUGAAGCGGGAACAGGAAGAGGCCGACACGGCGUCCAGGCGGCACACGGGCAUCGUGCCCACGCACCACCAGUUCAUCACCAACGAGCGCUUCGGAGACCUGCUCAACAUCACCGACAACGCGGAGAAGAGGAAGUCGGGCGUGGAGAGAACUCCGGCCAUGGCUCGCUUCGACUUCAGGGCAGAAACUCUAAAGGAGUUGCCGUUCCAGAAGGGAGACAUCGUCUACAUUAUUCGGCAGGUGGAUCAGAACUGGUAUGAAGGGGAGCACCAUGGGCGAGUUGGCAUCUUCCCUCAAAGUUACGUCGAGCUCCUCCCCCCCACAGAGAAAGCCCAGCCAAAGAAAAGUGCCCCGGUGCAGGUGCUGGAGUACGGAGAGGCCAUCGCCCGCUUCAACUUCAACGGGGACACGGUGGUGGAGAUGUCCUUCAGGAAGGGGGAGAGGAUCACGCUCAUCCGCAGAGUGGAUGAGAACUGGUACGAAGGCAAAAUCCCCGGCACCAACCGGCAAGGCAUCUUCCCCGUCACGUACGUGGAAGUGAACCGACGACCGCGCGUGAAGAACGGGAUGGAGUACCUGGACCCGCCAGUCAGCCAGUCGCCUCAGCGCAGCACCAGCGCCUCCCCCCAGCUGUAUCGUAACCGUCUGACCACCUCCCCGCUGCCCCUCCCCCGCUCCCCCCGCCGCUCCGUGUCCCCCGAGGUCCACGCCAUCUCCUCCGAGUGGAUCUCCCUGACCGUGGGGGGGGGGAGCCCCCCCGCCGCCCCCACCCCGCCCCUGCCGCCGCUGCCCUCCGUGUCGUACCGCUGCGGCGAGUACCUGCCCCCGCCCUACUCCAUCAGCCCGUACUGCGUCUCCCCCAUGGCGUCCCCGUCCGCCUCGCCCCUCCCCCCGCCCUACCCGCCCAGACCCAGCUCCGCCACGCCCUUCCUCACAUUCACCCCGCCUCAGGGGGGGGACUUCCUGCUCUCCCUCCACUCUCCGCCCGUGAGCCCCUGUGGGGGGCCGGUGCUGGAGGGCUGGGUGAGGGGGGAGAAGGAGCCGACAGAGGGAGACGGGCGCCACGCGGCCCCGAGGCCCCCGAGCCCCGCAGAGUUUGUGAGAAACGAGGCCGACCACCAGGAGCGCAGCUCGAGGAGCCCCGUGAUGCUGUUCCACAUCCAGGACAACAACAACGCCAACUCCUAUGCGCAACCCCUGUCCCACAGCAGCAGCCCGGAGCCCGGCCGCCUCAGCUGUGGAAUUUUUCAGGCCCUGUACAGCUACGUGCCGCAGAACGAAGACGAGCUGGAGCUGCACGAGGGGGAUCUCGUCAGCGUCAUGGAGAAGUGCGACGACGGCUGGUUUGUCGGGACCUCGAAGAGGACGAAACAGUUUGGGACGUUCCCUGGGAAUUACGUGAAGGACUUGAACCUGUAACGGCGUCUGAUCCGUAACACGUGGUCGCCUGGCGAGCUUGGGAAGUCACUUCUAUCGCGCGUGGCUGUCGGUUCGCGUAGUCAUUUAGCCAAUCCUUCUUGUCUGGGAACGUGUUCGGCCCGAGGUGUGUCUCCCUGCACGGGGAGGCGGCCCGAGCCUCAGCGAGGUGAACACCUUGACUCUCUCUUCUUGACUCUCGUCUGUCUCCACUUGUGGAAUUCCUCCGUUAAAACAAACCCUACCGCAAAGUAGCUUUUAUUGUACAGGUGAUAGCUUCCAUCUUGUCCAUGUAGUCCCAGUAGUCAGUGUUCACCUCAGUCUGGAGCCGGCAGCAGAGUGUGGAUCUUAUUACCUGAACCGGACCUUGGAGGAGUCACAAUGUGGUUCUUCUGAGGCCGUGUGGUUGGAGCUGUUAGGCGGGAGCUUCAGGACCGGAGGUGUUCAUCAUGAUUCACUGAGUAUGAAGAAGCAGAAAACCUUCAGUGUUAACAUGUAAUUGAAUGUGGUGGUUCGUUUAGAUCAUGUAUGAAGCCCCUUAGGCCUGUUCUACUUCACAUUUUAUGAAUCUUCACAUUUUCCAUAUUUUAAGAAUGUCACAACAUUUGCAUCUCGGUGUAAAGCAGAAAACUUUACUACCGGUUCAGUAUUGCCUUCCUUUUGUAUCCCACCGUUGUUGUUGUUACAACAGUUAUUACAAGUCAUUACAACAGGUAUUACAACAGGUAUUAUAACAGGUAUUACAACAGGUAUUAUAACAGGUAUUACCAAGUCACAAACACAAAUACAGGACACCAUAGACUGCGUUGAAUGUCUGAUAAAAGUGUAUCUGCACAUCCUAUAUUUUCAAACUCUUAUUUAUUAGUCCUUUCAUACCUCUUCAGUCAAAAUGGAAGGAAAGCGUGUCAGCUUACUGAAAGGUAGCCUGAAGGUAGCUUUAAGGUAGCCUGAAAGUAGCCUGAAAGUAGCCUGAAGGUAGCCUGAAAGUAGCCUGAAAGUAGCCUGAAAGUAGCCUGAAGGUAGCCUGAAGGUAGCCUGAAAGUAGCCUGAAAGUAGCCUGAAAGUACUACUUUCAGUAGCCUGAUAGUAGCCUGAAGGUAGCCUGAAGGUAGCCUGAAAGUAGCCUGAAAGUAGCCUGAAAGUACUCUGAAAGUACUACUUUCAGUAGCCUGAUAGUAGCCUGAAGGUAGCCUGAAGGUAGCCUGAAAGUAGCUGGAAGGUAGCUGGAAGGUAGCUGGAAGGUAGCCUCAAUUUAGCUGAAAGUAGCCUGAAGGUAGCCUGAAGGUAGCUGGAAUGUAACCUGAAGGUAGCUGGAAGGUAGCCUGAAAGUAGCUUGAAGGUAGCUGGAAGGUAUCUGAAGGUAGCUGAAGGUAGCUGAAGGUAGCUGGAAGGUAUCUGAAGGUAGCCUGAAGGUAGCUGAAGGUAGCCUCAAAGUAGCCUGAAGGUAGCUGGAAGGUAUCUGAAGGUAGCCUGAAGGUAGCUGAAGGUAGCUGAAGGUAGCCUCAAAGUAGCCUGAAGGUAGCUGGAAGGUAUCUGAAGGUAGCCUGAAGGUAGCUGGAAUGUAACCUGAAGGUAGCUGGAAGAUAGCCUGAAGGUAGCUGAAGGUAGCCUGAAGGUAGCUGAAGGUAGCCUGAAGGUAGCUGAAGGUAGCUGAAGGUAGCUGGAAGGUAGCCUGAAGGUAGCUGAAGGUAGCCUGAAGGUAGCUGAAGGUAGCUGGAAGGUAGCUGAAGGUAGCCUCAAAGUAGCCUGAAGGUAGCCUGAAGGUAGCUGAAGGUAGCUGAAGGUAGCUGGAAGGUAGCUGAAGGUAGCUAAGGUAGCCUCAAAGUAGCCUGAAGGUAGCCUGAAGGUAGCUGAAGGUAGCUAAGGUAGCCUCAAAGUAGCCUGAAGGUAGCUGGCGGCGAGCACUUCACCUCCGGUUUAGUCUCUAAGGUAGAUUCCACCUCACAAGACAACGAUAGAAAAUAAUCACAACAACAACAAAAGGAUACUUAAUGAAGCCAACAAGGUGUCUUAGAAAACAAUAAUUGUUAAGAGAGAUUUUAGCCACGCCCCCUAUACUAACAAUAUUGUAUUUUGUUUUGCGCCGUGUAAAUGUGUACAGAAAACUUUUAAGAGGCCUUCCAAAACAUG